This is a messenger RNA of Cydia fagiglandana, 577 nucleotides long. RefSeq lists its product as uncharacterized. The coding region runs from base 56 to 544 and encodes 162 amino acids. The record is from RefSeq and is a predicted model, not a curated record. NCBI's taxonomy places the organism in Eukaryota, Metazoa, Arthropoda, Insecta, Lepidoptera, Tortricidae. The transcript has 5 exons.
GGUCAUUUCUGCUCAAAUUAAUGAACUACCUAUAGAAAGAGCACUACGGGCCUUUAUGCCAAAAAGGUCAUCGCCACAAUGCCAACGAAAACCAACGGACACGCCUGCUCAAUGCUGCAUAAUUCCAGACCUGUUCGAUGAAAAAACCAAUGCAGGAUGCCUGAGGCUAGAUAAUAAACCAGCGCAAGGGCCCGCCAUUAUUGGAUCACCUGAGUGUACAGAAAAAAAGUGCGUACUCCGGAACAACGAUUUGCUCUUCGACAACGAUGAGAUUGACAAGGUUUCCUUCAAGCAGUACCUGAACGAGUGGGUGGCGAAGAGAAGGGAGUGGAUGCCUGCAGUUAAUGCUGCUAAAAAUAUCUGUCUUGGUAACAAGCCUUUGUUUGGAUUCGAUCAGAUGUGUGACGCGGACAGAGUACUUUGGUGCAUCAAUUCUAAUUUAUAUAACAAAUGUCCUGACUGGCUGGACACUGACAGCUGCGCUACAACGCGAGCUUAUAUGGAAAAGUGUCUGCCUUAUUUCGAUAAAGACACACCUGAGUGACUGACUGUAUGAAAUAUAUGUAUAAAACAAGAA